AAUUCUCAGUUUCUCUAGGUUCGGCUGUUUUUUUAUUGACCAGCUUGUUUCUGCUUUUAUUCCCACUGAAUUUCCAUCUUCAAUGCAUUAUCAUUCUCUUUUUACGUAUCGUUUUUUCAACUCUGUUUCCCAUCUAAUUCUCUGCUCUGAAUCCCUUCCUCCUCAGCCUCUCAGCUUUCUUCUUUCCAGCCUGUGAAUCUUCCUUUCGUUGGAAAAACCCUGUUCGUUUAGUGUGAAAAUUUAGAGUCGGCGAUAACAUUCCUUAAUCGGGAACAUCGCUAAAUGAAUGUUUAGAAAAUGAAGUGCUUCUUGUUCAAAUUUAAAAGAGGAUCGAAGUCCUUCCUCAGAAAGAAGAAGAAACAAUCACACAAGAAUCAUCCGGGUUCAAAUCAGGCAGUGACUUCAACGAGUUCGCUGCCAUCACCGAAAACAAUAACAGAAUUGUACAAAGAGAAAGAGCACAAUUUGAGAGUUUUCACUUUGCAAGAGCUCAGGGAGGCCACGAAUGAUUUCAAUAGGAGGCUGAAGAUUGGAGAAGGGGGUUUCGGGAGCGUUUAUAAAGGUACGAUCAGGCCUCAAGAUGGUCGAGGUGUCAUUAGUAUUGCGAUAAAAAGCCUUAACACCCGUGGUUUUCAGGGGCAUAAACAAUGGCUGGCAGAGGUCCAAUUUCUGGGCAUUGUUAAUCACCCAAAUUUGGUGAAACUAUUAGGAUACUUCUCUCAAGAUGGAGAAAGAGGAAUCCAACGGGUGUUAGUUUAUGAGUUCAUGCCCAACGGGAGCCUGGAGGAUCACCUUUUCGGACGGGCUUUCCCCACCUUGCCGUGGAAAAUGAGAUUGCAGAUCAUGCUCGGUGCUGCCCAAGGAUUACUUUAUCUACACGAGGAAUUAGAGAUUCAGGUAAUAUACCGAGAUUUCAAAUCUUCCAAUGUUUUAUUGGACACGAACUUCCAUCCAAAGCUUUCGGAUUUUGGUCUUGCUAGGGAAGGUCCAAGUGGUGACCAGACUCACGUGUCCACUGCGGUGGUGGGGACAUAUGGAUAUGCUGCCCCAGAAUAUAUAGAAACAGGCCACCUCAAAGUUCAGAGUGAUAUAUGGAGUUUUGGUGUGGUAUUGUAUGAGAUACUUACAGGGAGGCAAGCAUUGGAUAGAAGGCGACCGAAAGAACAGAAGCUUCUAGAUUGGGUCAAGCAGUAUCCUGCUGAUAGUGGGAGGUUCAGCGUGAUAAUGGACCCUCGACUCAGAAAUGAUUAUUCGCAUGGUGCUGCUCGGAAGGUAGCCAAGUUGGCAGACAGAUGCUUAAACAAGAGACCGGAAGAAAGGCCAUCUAUGAGUCAGGUAGUGGAAAGCUUGAAGCAAGCAUUGCAGUAUUCAGAAACUUCAAAAAGGGCUUCUAAAUUGGUUCCAAAAAGCAAAUAGUGUAACUCUUAGCUCAUGUCAUGCGUAAGUUGAAUGCGUUUUCUGGUCAUCUGGUCCCACGAAGCCAGGUCCCGUCUUUAUCCAAAACUAGCUUUCAACGCAUAUUGGGAACAUAUCAUCAUCAGCGCAAUGAAGGGAAGGCUGUCUCGUCUAAUAGGUAUCUAUACCGAACUUAGUUUCCACAGCAUCAGGUCAAUAAUCGAAAUGCUGCAAUUUUUCUCUUUUAUUUGGCUGUGUGGUGAAUGAGAAGCUGCCAUCUGUUCCUAGAACACUGAGGAAGUCUAUACCCAAUUUCAGCCUUCAGGGAAUGGGUAAGAAGGAAGAAAUGUACUCAGUUGGCCGACUCCGGGGCAAAAAAAAGUGUUAGAAGCGCGUAUUCUAUUGCGGCUGCCAGCUGGAGAUACUUUAGGAGGGGUCAUUUAUUUCCAUAUUUUUUUGGGCCCCUUUGCCAUGGGGUUCUCUAAUUCAACCUCCUGUAAACAGUUUUUUCUUUUUUUUUGGUUUCCCCAGUGGGAACUUGAAGAAUAAUUAAUGAAGUUUUCUUAUUAUAUUAAGUGCUUUGACUUUUGACUA
Molecule: messenger RNA, 1989 nt
Organism: Neltuma alba
Lineage: Eukaryota; Viridiplantae; Streptophyta; Magnoliopsida; Fabales; Fabaceae
Product: probable serine/threonine-protein kinase PBL19
Biological process (GO): protein phosphorylation
Molecular function (GO): protein kinase activity; ATP binding
Source: RefSeq, a predicted model, not a curated record